AUGAAGGAUAAAGGGGCAUCUAGCAAUAUUGUUGAUAGUAUUCCUGCACAACCAGGCAUGGUGGACCUCCAACUCAUCUGCAUCGCUCCAAGAAGAGCCCCGAUUGCAAAGCUUCUGAUACGACAUGGGGGUAGAGCUGAGGGCAGCAGCGGCCUUGCUCAAAAAGUUGGAGGAUAG
Molecule: messenger RNA, 177 nt
Organism: Prunus armeniaca (apricot)
Lineage: Eukaryota; Viridiplantae; Streptophyta; Magnoliopsida; Rosales; Rosaceae
Source: the annotation of a GenBank genome assembly